Molecule: messenger RNA, 1605 nt
Organism: Dermatophagoides pteronyssinus (European house dust mite)
Lineage: Eukaryota; Metazoa; Arthropoda; Arachnida; Sarcoptiformes; Pyroglyphidae
Product: fatty acyl-CoA reductase 1-like
Biological process (GO): long-chain fatty-acyl-CoA metabolic process
Cellular component (GO): peroxisome
Molecular function (GO): alcohol-forming very long-chain fatty acyl-CoA reductase (NADP+) activity
Source: RefSeq, a predicted model, not a curated record
ACAACUACAGGUUUUUUUCAUUUCAAAUCAUUCAUAAUCAUAGAAGCAUAAUGACGAUUUCGAUCAGUGAAUUUUAUAAUAAUCGUUCCGUUUUAAUUACCGGUGGUAGUGGUUUUAUUGGUAAAGUUUUGAUUGAAAAAUUACUUCGUUCCUGUCCAAAUAUUGGCCAUAUUUAUUUGUUGAUUCGACCAACAAAUCAAAAUGGACAACAAUUCGAUUCCGAACAACGAUUAAAACAACAAAUAUUGGAAUCAAAAUUGUUUAAUUUGCCUACUUCAAAAGAUAUAGAUUUUAGUAAACUUGUUGCCCUAUCGGGUGAUAUGACAAUGCCGAAUUUAGGUCUUUCCGAACAGGAUCGUCAAAAACUCAUUGAAAAUGUAUCCAUCAUAUUUCAUUUAGCUGCGACAGUUUCUUUUAAAGGACCAAUGAAACAUUUUGUUCAACAAAAUGUUUUUGGCACCGAAUCAAUUUUGCAAUUGGGACGUGAAUUAAAACAACUUCAGGUUAUAGUCUACGUCUCGACCGCAUAUUCCAAUUGUGACCGAUCAGUUAUUGAAGAAAAGGUGUAUUCAUUGAAACAAGAUGUUAACAAAAUAAUCGAUCAAAUCAUUGAAAAAGAUGAUGAUAAAAACGCAAUCAAAGGUGAUCCAAUACUUUAUGGUAGACCGAAUCCAUAUACGGCCUCCAAAGCAAUGACUGAAUGUUUGAUAGAGAAAAAAUAUUCUGAUCUGCCGGUUAUAAUUUGCAGACCAUCAAUAGUAUCUUAUGCAUAUAAUGAACCAACAAAAGGCUGGUGUGAUAGUCUUAAUGGAAUUUCUGGACUGUUGCUAUUGGGAAGUUUAGGCAUUGCUCAAACAGCUUCCGUGGAUUAUGAUAAAUUGACCGAUUUAAUUCCAGUGGAUUUUGUUGCAAAUUCAUUGAUUGUAAUUGGAUAUCAUUCAAGAAUGCCAUCCGAAGAACAAAAAAUUGUUAUAAACAUUACUUCGGGAGCAAAAAAUCCAGUUACCUGGAAAAAGAUAAUUUACUCGGUAUUCGAUAACGCGUCUUCGGUGCCAUCAGUUAGAAUGUUACGACCAACGUAUAAGCAAAGAUUCAAUUUAACUAAUUUUAUCGGUAGAAUAAACCAUUAUUUUCGACUUUUCUUUUUUCAUUUUCUAUUCGCCUAUAUUUUUGAUUUUCUGCUAAUCGUCAUCGGUCAGAAGCGAUAUAUGGUUAAAACAAUGAAACGAAUCCAAAAAUAUUGUGAUGUUUACCAUCAUUUUCUCAAUAAUGAAUGGCUAUUUAAAAAUAAUCAUUAUGAUCAAAUAUAUCGAACAUUAUCGAUUGAAGAUCAAUUACAAUUUCCAUCGGAUGUAUCGACAAUAGAUUGGAAUGAGUAUUCGAAAUCGAUUUGGAUCGGCACACGACGAUAUCUAUUGAAUGAAGAUGAUUCAACAGUUAGACAAGCAAUUCAUCGACAACGAAAAAUCAACAUCAUUUUUAGAUUGAUUCAUUUUUUCGUUUACUUAUUUAUGAUGAUCAUACCUUGCAUGUUUGCCAUUAUAUUUCCAAUCAGAAUGAUACUAGCAAAUUAUUUCUGAACAAAAAAUAUUCAUUGUGAUUAUG